Molecule: messenger RNA, 2863 nt
Organism: Linepithema humile (Argentine ant)
Lineage: Eukaryota; Metazoa; Arthropoda; Insecta; Hymenoptera; Formicidae
Gene: Cog1
Product: conserved oligomeric Golgi complex subunit 1
Biological process (GO): intra-Golgi vesicle-mediated transport
Cellular component (GO): COG complex; Golgi apparatus
Source: RefSeq, a predicted model, not a curated record
ACUACGUGGAUAUUCAGGUUCCAAGAGAGUGUACAACCUGUCAAAAAAAUGACAACAACAAAUUAUUUAGAUUUAGACAUAAAUAAAUUAUUUGAAGAGCACAGUAUUAAAGAAAUCGAAGAGAUUCAGAAAAAAAUUCAAUUGGAAAGUGACAGGAAAAAAAUAGAAUUACGGACAUUAGUUGGAGAAAGGUAUCGCGAUUUAAUAUUGGCUGCUGACACAAUUGCAAAAAUGAAAAUAACAUCAGAGCAAGUCAUCACAAGGAUCGCUAAUAUAGAAGAAAAAUUUAAAGAAUUGCAAAAGAAAUAUCUUAUUGGUUUCAAGACAGACCUGAUCGAAGAUAAGCUAGAUAGGAGAGGGCAAGUUUUGGAUUCUAUCAUCAUCCAAAUUAAAAUUUUAAUGGACAUUCCACAAUAUAUAUGGAGAAAUAUCGAGAAUCAGAAUUUGUUAUUUGCCACACAGUUAUUCAUAAUAGCGCAACAUAUAAAUUACAGUUUAAUGUUUGAAGUAGGCAGCACAGAGCUGUCGAAUAAAUACCCAAUAGUUUUAAAACAAUGGGAUGUUAUUAUGCAAUUUAAGACUAUUAUAUCUAAUGAAUGCAACAAGAUAUUACAAUCAUUAGAUGUUUCAACCAUAAAUGCUGCUAACUGCUUGGCGUCUCUGGUAUUUUUAAAUGAAUCUUCGUUUGUGGAUCUUUUAGAAAAAUUAAUAUCCACAAGGAGAUAUGCCAUUCAAUCUGUUAUUAAAGAAGAAAGUCACGAUAGCGUUAAAAGUAAACUGAAGUUAUGUAUGAAAAUACUUAUACAAACUAUCCACUUGAUACAUUCAUGUUUCAUAAAUGCAGAUAAUGCACCAGGAGGAUUAGUCUUGCAAUUUAUAACAGAAAUAAAAGAUCAAAAGGCGCACUGCUUGCUGUCACGGCUUGAUGUAAAUCAGGAUUUACUAGAAGAGUUUCUGCCAUCUGUUACUAAAAAUCAUAAGCCAUUUGUUCAAGAUAUACCAAAAAACUUUUCUUUACCAGUCCUCCAAGAAAGUGUUAAAUCUUGGCUGGAAUGGGUUAAUAAUUUUUCUAAUGUCAAGGUCACUAAAUUAUUAGAUCUAAUAAUCUCUAUUAAAGGCCUGUAUAGUGUGCGGGAAGAAGCUAUGAAUGUAGAUCUACCUGAGAAUUGGAAUUCUAUAUGGGAAGAGCUUUCGUUACCGAGAAUAACUUUUUGGAUGGAAUUCUUCCAGCCUAUUAUAACUAAACGAGCCAAAUGUAUUAUAACGGAUAAGUGGACAGAUACAUUAGCCGAUUUAAAAUCCAAUACAAUAGAAUUACUCGACAAAGUAGCACACGACAAAUUCGAAUUUCCAGAACACGAUUUACGAUGGUUUGUGUGGAAAGACUCCCCCACUGAUAUACCACAAAAGCUUUCGAAGAACGGUGGCUUGGAUAAUAAGAGAUCCUUGCUAAUGAAAGCUAAGGGCUAUUCUCCGAACGUGAUCAAAUUGUGCGAGAGGUUUGACGGAAAUCUAUACACGCUGCUGUCCGAUCUCGAGCAUUAUUUAUACGAAAGUGAACGAGUAAUAACAGUGAAGGAUAGCUUGCUUUCGGCAAACAUAUCUUUAAUCGCAAAUUCGUUCUCCGAUCGUAAUGAUGUCCAAGAACAUCUGCAAGUGAUCAGUACUGAAAAGAUUGAAGAUUUUGUACAGUUUAUUAAAAACACCUGUGUUAACGACAAACCCGAGCAUGGCCAACGCGAUAUAAAUGCUAUAGUACUAGCAAGAUUUCUCUUUGCGUUAACCACUUUGUGUCCGAAUUUAAACAAAUGUUUUACGUUAUCAAAAGUAUCUGGACUGACCAUUACAAACGUUAAAUGGCAAACUGUGUGCGAUAAUCUGAAAGAGGAAAGUACUGGCGUGUGGUCUAUUUGGGCUGACGUAUAUAAAACUAAAAUAUCCGAACAUAUGAAAAAAUUUAUAUUAAGGGAAUCAAUUGAUGGAUUGCGCGUUCACUGGAUUGUUUCGGAGUGGGAAAAAGUUAUCAUCGAAGAAGAAUCCGGAGAGGGGAAGCGGAUAAAGUCCGAAAUUUUAGUACCGUAUCAACCAUCGAUACCCUUGCAAAAAUUUUUAACAGCUGUUUGCAAAGAUCUAAAUAAAAUUAUACCUCAUACGCUUCCGAAGAGGGUGCUGCAGCAAAUUAUCGAAAGCAUUAUUACAGAACUGUUUAAUUAUUAUCUCAACGCGUUCAAGAAUGUAGAUGUCAGACAGAAGCAAGCGUUUCAAAUACUGUACGAUGUAAGAUAUUGCACAUUGCUCAUGGUGCCUCGUGAAAACAAAAUUCUCAAUGGAUUGUCAGCUAAAACUUGCGAUGCAGUGCUUGCGAAGAUAGAUCCGUUCGACUAUGAUGUCUUUAAUCCAUUUAUUCAUACUAACGUUAAGAAAUCCGUUCAAAGAUCUUUGUUAAUAUUUGGAAACUUAGUAUCUCAUUUAGAACAAUUGCACUCAAUCUUGGGUGCGCGCAAUGAACAUGUAAACAGCGAUAGUGGAAAACCCGAACCGCCUGCGGUACUUGCAAUCUGUACGGGAGCACCGUGGUUCCCGCCGCUAACUGUGACUGCUCCUACGAGAAAUUUACCAAUCAUGUCAGUGCCGAUACCCGAUAAACAGCGCAAGAAAGUAACAACAAAAGAAAAUACAAAAAAUGAUUCUGCCAGUGCAACAAUAAAAUCCGGAGCAGCUGCUUUUUUCGGUGCUAUGGGAUCGGAUUGGUUCAGCAGUGGCAGUUAACUAAUUUGUUAAUUACUUUUAUAUAAAGAUUGUAAAUAUCAUUAUAUAUAAUAUAAUCUGUAAAUAAUACGUCAAUAGAAGAUAUCUUUUUACC